CAACAAAAAAAUUCAAGUGAAGUAGAGGAAUUUAGUUUGUCCAACUCCUGAUAUGCUUUAAAUUUUGUUUGUCCAACUCCUGAUAUGCUUUAAAUUUUGUUUGUCCUUUCUCUUCUAUUCCCCUCCUAUAAGUCAUUUGCCUUAGGCUCAUACAAGAGUAAUACACCAUAACAAAGCAAGAAUAUAUAGGUGAUCAAAAGUUGAUGAAUUUGUGAAGAGAUUGCUGAUUAUAGUGAUGGAAUUCCCUGAACUUUCAUUGGCUCCUUCUCAUCUUUCCAAUUAUGAAUCUCAUGAAAUCAAUCUCCCAGUGAAGAGGAAGCAAGAAAUGAUUCAAGCAAGUGUUGAUCUUCAACUUAAAGACCCUCUUCCUUUGGAUUGGGAGCAAUGUCUUGAUCUUGAAUCAGGAAGAAUGUAUUACCUGAAUAGGAAAACAUUGAGGAAGACAUGGGAUUGGCCAAAGGAUCAAAAGCUAGACCUUGAAUUAAACAUAUCAUCAAGUUUCAACCAUCAAGAAACAAUGGAUGAUCAUCAUCACAACUACUACUCGAAGAAGCAAAACUACUCAUCAUCAAAUUACAAAGGCAACAACAGUGGAAGCAGCAGCAGUAUGAUAGCAUUGCCAUGUUCAAAUUGUCAUCUAUUAGUGAUAGUGUCAGAGUCAUCACCUUGUUGUCCUAAUUGCAAGUAUGUUCAUGACUCUCUUCUUUCCAACAAAGAUAAUGCCAACUCCACCCCAAAGUGUUAUGACACUUUGAGCCUCUUGAACUAGAUUACUUGUACUACUAGUCUACAACUACUACCUGAUAGUUGGUUUGAAGAAAAAGUUAUUAAUAUCAGGCCAAUAGGUGGUUACAAAGCUAGCUAGCAAUCCUCCAAGUACCAUCGUAUGUCAUCAUGUAGUCUCUCUUUCUUUUUUCUCUUCUUCUUUUUGUUCCUGUGUACUUAAAAUCGUAAAUAACUUUCAAACAUCACUUGAUGCA
Molecule: messenger RNA, 980 nt
Organism: Lycium barbarum (goji berry)
Lineage: Eukaryota; Viridiplantae; Streptophyta; Magnoliopsida; Solanales; Solanaceae
Product: protein CURLY FLAG LEAF 1-like
Exons: 2
Coding region: 236-769 (177 amino acids)
Molecular function (GO): protein binding
Source: RefSeq, a predicted model, not a curated record